This is a messenger RNA of Amaranthus tricolor (Joseph's coat), 2600 nucleotides long. RefSeq lists its product as uncharacterized. The record is from RefSeq and is a predicted model, not a curated record. Gene Ontology annotation, biological process: transmembrane transport; metal ion transport. Gene Ontology annotation, molecular function: metal ion transmembrane transporter activity. Gene Ontology annotation, cellular component: membrane. The transcript has 5 exons. Bases 578 to 1945 code for a protein of 455 amino acids. NCBI's taxonomy places the organism in Eukaryota, Viridiplantae, Streptophyta, Magnoliopsida, Caryophyllales, Amaranthaceae.
GCCCAUUUGGUAGCUUCAAAAAUUGAUCAAUAAAGUGGUAAAAUAUACAAUUCCUUCACUACUCAAAUCACAAAACUCAAACAUUUCUUAGUGGGGAAAUUUUUAAAUUGCAGUUAAACCAAUCUUGUCCUGUUUAAUUAAGAUACUACCUAUCACCUAACGUGGGUGGUGGGAAGUGGGAACCAACCAUGAAUCUUCCUGGAAGCAUUCAUUUCUUAGUUUUAGUUGUGUUUAUUGGGUACCAAAUAUACAAUUUAAUUAGUUAGACUAAGACAUUUAAUUUUUUUUUUUUAUUGAAGUUUUCUUGAAAAUCUGCCUGAAAUUCAGAAAAAAGGUAAAAUCUUUGAAGGUUUGACCCCUCUUUUUUUGGGUUUUUUGUUUAAGAAUUCUGUUUCUGAGCAAGGAACUAUUGGAUGCUUGUAAUUUGUGGGUUAUGCAACAAAAUUUUAGUACUUUGAUUCCAAAAAUAAAAAAAAAAAUCUGAAAUUUGUUUUUUGGUUUUUGGGUUUUGCUAUUUGAGAUGUGAAAAUUAGUGGGUCAUUUGAAGAUUUGAUUUUUUUGCUCAAAAGUUUCUGAGAUGGACUUAGUACAAGAAGAUUUGAACAUUGAUGGAAAUUUGGAACAAGUUGUUAUAGAAGAAGCUUCUGAAAUCACUCCUCUUAGAGAAAGAAAUUUUCUGAAACCCCAUUUUCCUGGUUUUGUAAGAAGAUGGGCUUAUAUAUUUGAUGGUAAUGGUAACUAUUAUACCAAAGACUGGGAUCUUUCAGAAGGAAAAAACAAUGAAUUUUGUUGGUAUCAUGUUGAACUUCCAAGGGUUAAUCAAAAUAUUUCACUUUCUGCAAAAUACCUAAUUGAUGUUCUUUGCCCUCCAUUAAAACUUCAAGACAUUCUUUCACUUAUUAGUAAUGGAUCCUUUUGUGGGUAUGUUGAUGGUGCCCUUGUUUUUAGGGUAAACUCCCCUGGACCCACAUCUAGUGCUUACAUUUCUAGGCUUGCUGCAAGGAUUACUAAGAACUCAGUUAUUACUGUUUCAUUAGGUAGAAUUCCAAGACUUGGGUUCUCAAAAUCAGGCCAGUCUUUGUUGUCUGAGAUUCCGGUUGUCGACACGCCUAGAUGUCGAAAUGGGGAGCAAAAGGAAGGAGGGGUUGUGAUCAAGGAGCAUGUGCUCGAGUUCUUGUUGACGAUGAACCAUACCGAGGAGGCGGAUAAUCCUGUCCCAAGCUCGGUGUCGAAUCUUGUGAUUCAUGUUAUUGAUACAUUUGUGGAUCAUUUGCAGGAUAUUGUGACCAAACUUGAGAAUGAGUUAGACUCAGUUGAACUAGAGCUUGAUAGAGGUGGUUUUGCAUUGAAGAAGCAGAUGCUAGAUGAUAGAAGAUUUCCCAAAAUGCAUCUUAAUCUUCAAAGGUUACUACAGGUAAUAGCACAUGGAGAGCAAAUAUUUCCACGAGUCAAAGAAAAAUGUUCCUCGAAACCUUGGUUUUCCCAAGAAGACACUGUCUCUCUCGAAGAGUUGAUUGGACGACUUAGAAGACUCAAAGAGAACGUUGGUUUUAUAGCAAAUCGCGUAACUGCAAUCCAGGCUAGUCUUGAUAGCUGGCAGUCCGAACAAAUUAACAAGAAACUAUACUAUUUGUCGUUCCUUUCCAUCGUAUUCCUUCCUUUGUCUUUCAUCACCGGAGUUUUUGGAAUGAAUGUGGGAGGAGUUCCAUGGACGAUUCAGAAAAGCCCCGAUAUCAAGGAUGGCUUUCAAAACGUCUUGUUGCUUUGCCUGUUUACGCUUGUGGUAGUGCUUCUUUGCUUCUUUUUUGCAUCCCUUUAUACCCGUAUCAAUGCUUGGAGGAACCGGAAAAGCUUGCAACGAAACUGGUCUAUGAACCGAAAAUCAUUCCUCAGACGAACUUCAGGAGCCGUACACCAAGAAAAAGAAGGUUAUCUUCGAAUUUGAAAAGUCCGUUUCUAGUUGCUUGUUCUUCAUUCUACCUCUACAUUCUAUGCUAUUCCGACUCUUGAUUUCAUCUCAAGCACCCUAUGUAAAAUCCUCGAGUUUCAACAUGGGCGAACACUUAACUUUUCAUUGUGGAUCAAGACGUGAAAUUUUCCAAUCGCCAAGUUUCGAAGGCCCCGAGUUUGAGUGAUCAUUAUCAAGAGGAAACCAAUGUGAUCUUGUGGGGAAAAGACAAGAUUCAGAUGCCCAGAAUUUCACUUGAACUGUUAUGAACUAGAAACUAUGCCACCAUUGAAGUUGAAAUUGUUGCUUCACAAAUUUUACAUGUAGUAAUACAAUGUACAGAUUCUUUUAAUUCUUCAUUUUUUAAACCUUGAAAUGUUCCAAUUUUAUCCUAUGCCUCUACAAUCAAAGAGACUAUUUAAUAUCCUCAUAUGAACUUAGCUUGCCUAUUUUUGUUUCUCUUGUGUUUCUAGUGUCUUAAUUUUUGGGUUAACUCGUGUGAUGAAAUUGUGAUCUUAAGGAGGCUUUGUGUUAGUUUAGGGGUGUGGCGAUAGCUUCUUAAUAAAAGUUCGAAAAAUUGUUCGGAAGUACCAUCUGAUGUAAAUAAUCCAUAUUAUUGAUUCUAAACAAUCCAACUUUUGUAUACUUUUGU